CGUAAAACUCAGAAGAGAUUCAGGGAAGUCGUAGGACAAUUCCGAACCGACUAACAUCGUCAUCAGUGUUAGGCACAGUCAUCUUCUUAGUCUUGAACUUGCGCGGGUACUACGGGUAGUUGACCUAGCGAAGAUGCCUGCCGCUAGCAACGUCACUAGUCUCUUGGAGGAUCUCCAGCAACACAAUGAACAUCCAACAUCCUUCCCCCAACUCCAGCAUCCAUCCUUCCACCACCAACAGUCACUAAGAUUAAGGCUCAGCUUUCAAUGGUCAUUGGGGUUGGUCACUGAGAUCCCUCUUGAGAGAACAGGGGAAAAUGAAGGAAAAGCAAAGGGAGAGGCAUGGGGCCCAUUUCUUUCAGAGUCAGUGACCAUUGAAUGCUGAGCUUUAAUAAGAACACCAACAUCUUUCUGCGUCGGCACUGAUGUUAACCUCGCAACGGUGUAUACCUCGAUGCGCGCAGCAAAAGCACUUGCCGCGGAUUUGCAGAAUAGCAAUGCUUUUCCAGAACAAGGAUCGGAACCUCCACAACUUGCCCAGACUUUCCGCGAUCCAAGAGAGGACGAUAGUACUAGUAUUAAGGCUCAACUUUCAACGGUCACCAUUUAGGUUGGAGUCACUGAGAUCGAAGAGGCGACCCCUUCUUGAGAGAACCAACAGGAGAAAUAGACGAAGGGACGAAAGGGGAGAGCUGUGAAGGGGGUCCCUUCCGUUCAGAGUGAGUCAUGGUGACCAUUGAAGGCUGAGCUUUAACAGUAGUCCCUCCGAGAAGAUGCAAGGUUUCCAAACCGCUUCCGAUCCAGAUGCACGGCAAGAACAGAAACUAGAACUCCGCAAGUUUUUGACGAAACUACGCCAACCUGGAAGACGAGUAGCUGGACUAGAGUGGGUCGACGAACUAUUUCGCGGGAUACCACUAGGCAAUGUUGCCCAAGAUAAGAAGCUUCAGACGGAAGCAGCCAGUGCGCAUGGGACACGAUUUUCGUUUUGGCGCCCUGCGGAUCUUGAUACGAGUGUAGGGAGAGCAGACGGAGGAAUUGGUUCGAUCUAUGGCUUUAGUGGUAGUUGGAAGUGCAUACCUACUUUUGAUAUCGACUCUCAUUUUGUUGCGAGUUGUAGAACUUCUACCUCAAGCGGGAGAACAAGGUGAGCAUUACCUAUUUAGAAGCAAUAGAAGUGCAAUUUUUUCCUCUUGCUCUAAUUAUAUCCCACUCGCAUGGUUCCCAAGCAAUCAACUCUGCAGAUGGAGAAUAGCUUGCAACGGCUCGGCGCUGACGCUACCGACAUCGAACAACGGACACAGCGCGAUCUUGCUGCGAUCAAUAACCUCCAGAGACUACUCUCCGACGCUGCGCAAAGACUUCGUGGCUUCUCACAAGUAAGUGAGGAUGCGACUGAAGCUGUACGAGAAAUAGUUGGGUGGAAGGAGAAAAAGUAUAAACACAGCUGCGAAACUGUCACCGACAUGUCUUUGUGUAGGCAGUUGGAGAACGAUGGGUAUUGUGUGCUUAACAAAGCCGACAACACAUGCUUACCAUGGGAUUGCGGAAAAUUCGCGUCGGAGAACGAGUGUACAACGACAACGAUGACCUCGGGAACGUCGCGUAGUGCUAAGGGUGACCAUUCCGCUAAUGGUAAUGCGACUGGCACUAGUCGUGUUCACGAAGAACUCUGUGAAUGGGCAAAAGCGGAUGAGGCGGGUUUUGAUAAUGGUGUUGGGGAGAAGCUCGCAAACGGAGGAAAGGAACAUAGUGCGGACGCGGCGGGGGCAAAGGCAACUUCCGGAGAGGCACAUACUGAAGCCGCAAGGGCAGCUUCUGAUAAUGUCGCUACACCCACCCAGGAUGCUAGAAGUUACGAUGGCGGCAAGCCAGGCUCUUCCGGAUUCAACGAGAUCGACCGGCACGCCGUCGCGAGAUCGGGUACAAAACCAACUUUAUCUACUUCCACUGCCUUUGCUGACGCGAAAACAAAAGAAGAAGCAAAACAAGCAGGAGGUGCAGAGGUGACAGAGACAAGCGCUGGAGCUGGGGGUAAGAGCGCUACAGCUGCAUCUGACGGAGGUGCCCCAGCAGACGAGAAGGCAGCCGAAGCCGAAGCACCUUCAUCUUCAUCUCCCCAGGCGAAUAUGACCGAUAAUCAUGCCGAAGGAGAUAAUACUUCUGCGCAAGAACAAGAAACAGGAGCUGAGGCAGAGCACACAAGAACAGCAUCACCAGAUGACCCGUCGGCUAAGAGCUCGCAAGUAGAGCGUGAAAGUGGCGACGCAGCAGGGGCAGGAGCAGGGGAUGCGCCGAAGGAAGACGUAGUGAGAGAUGUCGAUUCUCAGAGUGCUAAGAAAAUCAUUGGUGACGUAGAGGUAAAGCCUCGUCCUUCAUCACCUGAAUCUGACGCACAAGACGGUACUGGUGAUCAUGGGGAAGGUGCGAAAGUCGAUGGCGCCGCAGACGACCAGGAGCCGGCAACGAGUGCGCACGUCGAUUCGCAAGAAAAAGUUUAUACAGUUACAGACACGAAGGCGACAACAGAUCAUAAAGUAGAGGACGACAAACAAGACAACCAGACUCCAGCAUCCUCUGAUUCUAGCGCUUCCUCUCCACCAAAACCUGGCAUCUGUCAACCGAAAGAAGAGACUGUAAUCACUCCUGCCAUGGUGAUACGUGGAGGUCGAGGUGGUGGCUUCAUCGUCAUGGCCGAGAGGAAUCCUGAAGUAGAUGCAGAAAAUGAGGAUCAGGGCUUGGAGGGUCCAUUUCGAGCUUCUGCAGGGGAUGGUGAGGAGCAAGAACAACGUGUGGCGGGGGAAUCUAAGGGAAGUCCGACAGGAACAGGUGGCGAUGAAGCGGCAGGAGGAGGUUCACAUCCAGUAGAUGAACAUGGAGGAAAAGAAGGUAAGGCGGCAUCAGAUGCGGAUCGACCUCAUGCUGAUGCUGGGACCACAUCAAGCAAAGAACCUUCAUCAUCUACAACUUCGAAGAAGAGCAAAAGCAGACACGAAGGAGCCCACCGAAUAGCCUUCAAAGGUGUAGCAAAAAAAUCCGAAGAAGCGCCGACAAGUACAGCAGCCUUGAUGCAGAUGCGCGUGCAAAAAGCAGAGCUAAAAGAUAAGAAAUACAGGUUUCCAGAUCACACUGACAUAUUAGAGGAGAUUCGAUACGUCAAUCUUCCCAAGAACAAAAAUGCUUCUGGCUCUGAUGCUGCUGGUGAGGGAGGCGACUCUAGUAACACAGAUGAAGCUUCUUCUUCUUCUACAGCACUGAAGGCUGCUCUGAAAGCUGAGCUGGAAAAAAAGCCAAGUAAAACUUCCAACGACUUAGACGACGAUGAGUGUAGGGGAAUCACGCUUGUUCCUGGACCCGAGGGUGGAGGUGACAGGGAUGGUUCUGGAAAGGCGAAAGGACUUCAUUGGGAGCGUGUUAACCUCGAUCCAGACAAAGUUGCCGUUCAAAUGGUCGAAGAUAAGAGCGACUACGCAGAUUUCUUGUUUUCACAGUCUAAGUUCGACCUGAUCGUGGCACCUCGUGAAGAUGAAGUGCAGUGUAUGCAACUCGUCUUUCGUCGUCCAGUCGCAGUUGAGAAGGAUGCUCGCGGCUACACAGAUAUGACAGAAAAAAGUGUACUCAUACUCAAGAAAAGAGGUUCUUUCCUAUUUAGAAUGUGUCUACUUUCUUGAGGAUGAGUACACUUUUUCGCUUCAUAACAGAUGAAGGACCGUUUACGCGGUGGCUACUGCAUCCGAAUCCGAAAGGAGGAUCGAAAUCGGAGAAACGACACUGGAACAUUUUGAGCAAGUAUUUGGAGUUAAGACUGGCAAAAGUAAAAACUGAGAAUGUAGUAGUGAAUAAGAUUUUCAUCCCCCGUAUUUUAGUAGAACUAGAAGAUUUACUAACUAGAUAAUUAAAAAUGUACUUACAACUUCACUUGUACCAUCUCGCUCUUCCCUAUCCCUGAACAACGGUUGUUCUUUCUGUGCCCUCAUCUCUAAUCCGCGACUUCGCUACGGACGUAACGCAUGGAGACACUGGUUCUCUCUCCAACGCGUUCGUUCUAGAACAGGGUCUUCCGACGGUCAUGAGCACGGGAGCCAAGCUUUAUGAGCGCUGGAAUGCCCUGGAGAAAUUGAAGGCGACAUUUCCGAAGAAGAUAGCACGCCUAGCACAGCAGUUUUACGAGAUAUUGCCAGGGACAAGUCAUGAAGAAGGUGCUGCAUCUGAAACCGAGAAACCCACAUCUUCUUCCCGUACAGAAGAAGAUGACAUUUCCCAUCUUUCUGGUACUGCGGAUUCCUAUGUUAAGGGUUGGAAAUGGAAGUUGACCUAGAUCAUCUCUAUGCGCAUCUCUAGUAUGGCUUCUUCAAGUAGGAACGCGGCCAUAGCUAUGCGAGCUAGAGACGCCAACUCUCAACCUCUAAGUAUGCCUGUGUCAAUGCAGGGGAAAAACAUGCAGCAAUGGAACAACUUUCGCAUCAAAUGCAUGCACUAAGUUUAGACCUGAAAAAAGCUGAGGAGUAUACCUACGACGUCGAGAUUUGGGCCCGAACGGCAACAUUAGCGACUCAUCGGAGCUUAGGGCUGUUGUCGGGUAUCAGGCCACCGUCAAUAGAUCCGAAUGUGAACCGAGCAUGAUUAGCAUGAAGUAAGUAGGCAGAAUUAUGAGAACAGGAGCUCUGCUCUGAUUCUGAAUCAAUCAGAUGCGAUUGAAACUGAAACUAGCAAGUAGCUUUAAAACGAUGCGAACGAAUUGAUUUCGAGGCUUUCCUAGAAAGGACGGAAAAGCUAGAUUUCUUUGAUACGUUCGUUCGAGUUGCAUGUGCGGC
Molecule: messenger RNA, 4814 nt
Organism: Amoebophrya sp. A25
Lineage: Eukaryota; Dinophyceae; Syndiniales; Amoebophryaceae
Source: the annotation of a GenBank genome assembly